AUAUGGUGGUUAUUUCCUCCUUCUUCCUUACUUUUUUUGAAGGGGAAGAACGGGGAAAUUCCUUUUGAUAUCAGAGAAAAAGAUUUGGAUCUGGAAGUGCAAGCUCUGGGAACGAUCAAGAUCUUACAACAAGUAGGUGACAUUUUGUUCGUUCCUAGUGGAUGGUAUCAUCAAGUCGUCAAUGUGGAUUUUUGUAUAUCAAUCAAUCACAACUUUCUCUCUUCCCCUACUCUCCUCAACGUUUUUAGAGCAUUGGAAAACGCUCAAUCCGACGUGGAAGAUUCUCUAGAAGAUGUUAAACGAAUGAUCAUCUCCCGUCAUUCCGGAUAUGUGGAAGAAUGGGAAAAAGAAUGGAUUCAACAAGUUCAAGAUAUACUUCGGUUGGACGCAGGAUGGAAUUGGUCAGAUUUCUGGGAUUGUGUAUUGCGUAACAUCUCCGAUUCUAUGGACGAAUAUGAACCACCAAAGGAAAUGAGGGAUGAAUGGGUGAGAGAAGUGAUAAGUUUGUAUAGGACGAAAAGGGAAUGGAAAGUUUUAGAUGAUGUAAGGGAGAUGAUCAGACGGGUUGGGGGAGUAGUUGGGUACGAGUAG
Molecule: messenger RNA, 591 nt
Organism: Tremella mesenterica DSM 1558
Lineage: Eukaryota; Fungi; Basidiomycota; Tremellomycetes; Tremellales; Tremellaceae
Exons: 5
Biological process (GO): protein hydroxylation; negative regulation of gene expression; positive regulation of translational termination
Cellular component (GO): cytoplasm; nucleus
Molecular function (GO): sequence-specific DNA binding; histone H4R3 demethylase activity
Source: RefSeq, a predicted model, not a curated record